Suricata suricatta (meerkat) is the source of this 2317-nucleotide messenger RNA. It is a transcript of the gene NDE1, whose product is annotated as nudE neurodevelopment protein 1. Gene Ontology annotation, cellular component: kinesin complex; kinetochore; centrosome. Gene Ontology annotation, molecular function: microtubule binding. The record is from RefSeq and is a predicted model, not a curated record. The transcript has 10 exons. Bases 63 to 1163 code for a protein of 366 amino acids. Gene Ontology annotation, biological process: microtubule nucleation; vesicle transport along microtubule; cell migration. NCBI's taxonomy places the organism in Eukaryota, Metazoa, Chordata, Mammalia, Carnivora, Herpestidae.
AGCUGAUUAUCACAAUAAGACAACAUGCCCCAAGAAGAGUGACCCCUUCCUCUGUUUCCACAAUGGAGGACUCGGGAAAGACGUUCAGCUCUGAGGAGGAAGAAGCAAGCUACUGGAAAGAUCUGGCUAUGACCUACAAGCAGAGCCCCGUGAGGAAACAGUUGUCCCCCCAUUUUACAGAUGAGGAAACUGACCCUCAGGGAAGGGCAGAGAACACGCAGGAGGAGCUCCGAGAGUUCCAGGAGGGGAGCCGUGAAUAUGAAGCCGAGCUGGAGACGCAGCUGCAGCAGAUUGAAACCAGGAACAGGGACCUCCUGUCCGAAAAUAAUCGCCUUCGCCUGGAGUUGGAAACCAUCAAGGACAAGUUUGAAACGCAACACUCCGAAGGCUACCGGCAGAUCUCAGCCUUGGAGGACGACCUCGCCCAGACCAAAGCAAUUAAGGAUCAACUUCAGAAAUACAUCAGGGAGCUGGAGCAAGCAAACGACGACUUGGAAAGAGCAAAACGGGCCACAAUCAUGUCUCUGGAAGACUUUGAGCAGCGUUUGAAUCAAGCCAUUGAAAGAAAUGCCUUCCUGGAGAGUGAACUUGAUGAGAAGGAGAAUCUUCUGGAAUCUGUUCAGCGACUGAAAGAUGAAGCCAGAGAUCUGCGGCAGGAAUUGGCUGUACAGCAGAAGCAGGAGAAGCCCAGGACGCCCAUGCCCAGCGUGGUGGAGGCCGACAGGACAGACAUAGCUGUGCAAGCCACCGGCUCCGUGCCGUCCACUCCCGUGGCCCAUCGAGGACCCGGCGCCAGCCUUAACACCCCAGGGACCUUCAGACGUGGUCCGGAUGACUCCACGGGUGGGACCCCGCUCACACCUGCGGCCCGGAUAUCAGCCCUCAACAUCGUGGGAGAUCUGCUGCGGAAAGUAGGGGCGCUGGAAUCCAAACUUGCAUCCUGCCGGAACUUUGUGUACGACCAGUCCCCAAACCGAACCAGCGGGCCCUCCUCGGGGCGGGGGAGCAAACACAGGGACGGCGGCGAGAGACAGCCAGGCAGCACCGGUGUGCCGCUGGGUGACAAAGGGUUGGGAAAACGCCUGGAAUUUGGGAAGCCGCCUUCAAAUACUUCUUCGCCGUCGCUGCCGUCCGCCCAGGGUGUAGUCAAGAUGUUGCUCUAGGAAACCCACGGAAGCCGAAGCCCCUGGUGUGUCAGUGCAGGAGUUACUACUUCUAUUGCCCUCCUUAAACUAGGUUUUUGCUUUUUUUAAGUUAGUUUGAGAAAUACGAGCAAACAUACUGGCCACUGAGGCCGUCGCCCAUGGCCCCCGGUAGCUGUCCCUGUGAAAUGUGGUCUCAUCGUCCCCAGCCUCCUGGCCUGUGCGUUGCAAAUGGACAGGGACAAACCGGACCCUCUGGACAGGGCUCUGAGGUGUGGAUGCUGAGGCCCGCCCCCCCCGCCCAUCAUUUUGAGGUUACCCGAGUGUUGAAGGAGUUGGGGGUGGUUUUUAAUGACUAGAGAUGCCUUAAAAAUGGGAUGUGAGCCCAUCCCGCAAGCUCAGGCUGUCUUCCGGAACAAAGUGUCCGUGCUCUGUGGCACGGAAAGGGUCUGCGUACUGAUACCGUGUCUAAGAGAGAAGAGUAGAAUAGGCACGUGCCUUUUUAAAAAAAACACACGAUGGUGUGGUGUACAUCCGGGACUCACUCUGCCUCUCACUGAGGCGUUGGGAGCAGUGCUUGUGUUUCACAGAGAUCUUGUGUGGACCAGGUCAGUGGAAACACCUGUGUCCUCUUGAGAUGGAUGCUGAUAGGUUUCCUGGAGCGUGUGCCCUGGCCCCUGGGGGUGACCUCCCCUGACAGUCAUUGGGGUGGCGUGGCCUUGUGAGUACAGCCCCUAAGAACAGAACUUGGUUCAAAGCCAUGAUAGAGUAACCAUGAGGGCCUCAAAAUAGGAUUGAACCACAGGACCGUUGGUGGAAGCGUCCUUGUGAAAGAAGAAACAAGCACGGGAUUUUCACGUGGAUGGAGUGGGUGCUCAGCCCUGCCUGUCAUCACCAGCUGGCUCACACUUUCGGAGGCAAGUUAAAAAGGACACGUGAAUUCGGGAGCACGCACACAACUUAAUCACCCUGUUACUAAGUUAUUUUCCCAAGAGAAUAGCAGAACUAUCCAUGAGUUGAAAAUAGAACUUUUCAAGUGCUUUAGAAAUUCAACAGAGAAUUAAUCUCUGAUGCCCAGUUUGUUACCCUGGGGACAUUUUAACCUGUAUCGGGAAAAGACGGACUUCUAUUUUUUUAAAAGAACAAUAAAGUCAAGAGAAACUCAAUUUCCACUA